UGCUGAGGGUGCUUGCUAGCUUGCUCGUGAGGAGGGAGGGAGGGCACCUCCAAGCCUGUAGCCGCCUCGCGUCACAUCCGUGGCAACCGUAGCACAAAUGACAGCAGCAAGCUCGAGUAAUGCGCACGCUCGUCGACACACUCGCACUCACCCUCACCCUCACGCUCCCGCUGCCGCUCCCGCUCCCGCUCCCGCUCCCGCUCGCCCUCGCCACCAGCAGUGCUCCAGAUGCUAGUCGCACUCCUCGGGCCUCGCAGUGCAAUGGGACAGCGGCUGGACGGCUACUGCAGCCUCCUGUCCCGGGCCCGCAUCCCCUUCUGUACCCGCCGCUGCCUCUCCGCCGCGUCCGCAAAUCACGGAGCCAAUGGCGGCGAGCCCGGCGAUCGCACCUCUUUUCUUAGAAGGAGUGAUAAUAAGCAGGGCAAGCUGCGAGUAGGCCCGGCGGGCGGGGGCGGGGUUGUUCCGUGGCCGGUGCUGUUCCUGGGGCUGGCGACGUCGCUCGCCGUUAUCGCGCUCUUGCACAACCGUUUAGCGCCCAUGCCGCCGCACUGCAUGGACGAGCUCCUAGCACCCCUGCCGCGCCACCACGGCUCGCGACUGGCCUACAGCCGUGCCAGUGGUAGCGGUAGUUCUAGCAGUAGUACCAAUAAGAGGGGCUCUUACUCCGCGUCUGAAGCCGAGUCGCCGCUCGCCGUCAGGUGUCGAGCCAUCCUGUGUCGGUCGCUGCAGGAGUGGGCGUUACAGGGCAGGCGGAGAGAAGCCGCCGCCAUGCAAAGCCUCCCGCUCCACGAGUCGGGCAGCGUCGCGGCGGCGGCGGCGGCGGCGGGGUCCCUCGGCGCGGCGCAAGGGCCGCCGAACGGCGCGGGGCGGCGAAUGCGGAUGCGCGUGCAGCACGACCCCGCGCUGCUGUGCUCGGAUCCGUGGCAGCGCGCCGUGGGGGGAAGCGUGAACGGCAGUCGGUGGCUGGAGAGCGCGCAGCAGCACGGAUACACGAGCGCGCAAGCGAUCUCGCGCGGUCUGGAGUCCGCGUGCCGGCGCCUGCAGCGCGUGCAGGCCAGCCUCCUCGCUCGCGGCAGCGCGUGCAGCCACUGGCCCGAGCCAUGCUGGCCCGUGCCCGGCGUGCCUUUCUCCCGCAGCGCGUUGCGGUGGCUGGAUCCGCGCGUGCCCGCGCGGUACCUGGUGUUCGCGAUGGCGGAGGAGCAGCUCAGCAACGCGCGCUCGCACCUCGUCGAGGCCGCGCGGGCUGCGCGCAUCGCCAACCGCAUCCUCGUGCUGCCGCUGGGGAGCCACAGCAACAUCGCCCUCUCGCACUCGCUGCCGCUCUGCGCCUACUGGGACCUCUCCCCCUUCAACGAGGCUCCCUGGAUCUCCCCAGAGCUCUUUCUGCUCGUGGCCCGCACGACUCUAAAGGAGCCCUCUGUGGGUUUCACCUGGGUCACCUCGCCCUACCUCAACCGCAACCCCUUUGACUGGGACAUGGUGUCAGAGUUCACGGGCGAGCUGCUGACAUACUCCUUGGGCCACGUGCCUACUGAGCACAACACCGAGGUGUUCAACCUGCCCGCCAAUGCCAGCGACGUCCAGAACCUCAUUCGCAAACAGGCUGACAAGGACGUGGUGCUGUGGUUCAAGACCACGUGGGAGCGGGUGCAAUUCUUGCCGCCCACGGAUGACAUAUCGCUGCAGCAGCUGCCCUACAAGCACGAGUGGCACUACCUUGCCCAGCGCAUUGUGGCCCAUCUGCCCAAGCCCUUCCUCGCCGUGCACUUCCGCUCCGAGUUCAUUGCCUUCCGCGUGAUGGAAGAGAACCAGCCGACAGCGAGUGGGCGCAGAGACGCAGCAAAGCUGCAGGGUCAGAUGCAGUGGUGCACGGGGGAUGCCAUAGAGCGCAUCAACCAGGUGAAGAGCGAGCACAACAUCUCGGCCGUCUUCAUCGCAGCCGACGUGCCGUAUAACGCGUCCAGCGCGCCCUCGCGCUCCAACUCCUGGUCGUACCUGGAGUGGAUAUUUAACACGUCCGUCACAAGCAUGGCGGUGCAGCAGCUGCACUGGCUGCGCUCGCGUGUCAGCGGCACGGUCAUGAUCGAUGAGCUCAUCCCGUCUCUAAACUCCUAUGACCCCGGGGUGGUGGCGAUUGUGGAUAAGCUAGUGUGUGCUCGAGCAGACGUGCUGCUGGCAGGGUUAUCACCAUGUGGGGGCAAGCGGGGGUACGAGGCAGACAUUCGCUGGCACAGGGAAUUGCUUGGCAAGCCGGUUGUGCAGAGAUGGGGGAAGAACUUUCCAGCUCCCCCGCCCCCACCACCACCACCCUCACCAACGAUGCGGUCAACCAGGCCUCUAGAUUGGUUUUUAGGAGCCCUGAUCGCUCAGGAUUCCCCUUGAGUUUUUUCUCUGAUUUUUCAGGGUUGGUCCCAAAAAAUUCCUCGUGAAUUCGAACACCCUGUUUUUUUUUUUUUUUUUUUUUCCUGAGCAGACAGAGUAAACUUAUGGAGUCUAUCCUGAUUUCUUCGAGGUUCUUAGUAUCAGAGAGAAUACUUGAACUAGAAUGUGUGACUACAAGGGUAUAUAGACUAGGGUGUUGUACCCUCUAAGGCACAAUCCAGUAUA
Molecule: messenger RNA, 2607 nt
Organism: Closterium sp. NIES-67
Lineage: Eukaryota; Viridiplantae; Streptophyta; Zygnematophyceae; Desmidiales; Closteriaceae
Source: the annotation of a GenBank genome assembly